Molecule: messenger RNA, 2060 nt
Organism: Oncorhynchus mykiss (rainbow trout)
Lineage: Eukaryota; Metazoa; Chordata; Actinopteri; Salmoniformes; Salmonidae
Product: claudin-3-like
Cellular component (GO): membrane; bicellular tight junction
Molecular function (GO): structural molecule activity
Source: RefSeq, a predicted model, not a curated record
CCAGAACAUCACACAUCACACACUCACAGGUACUCAGGCUAAAUCAAUUGGUGUUAUUGUCUCUGGCUCUGUCUGGUCUCCUUCUUUCUCACAGAUCCUCUGUCAGAUCCUCUCAGGUCUCUCAGGUGUGACGGAACACGGAGCACUGAACGGAACACAGAAGGAGCUCCAGCAACAACAGAAUUACCACCAUGUCUGCAGGGUUGGAGUUAGUCGGGAUCGCUCUAUGCGUAUUAGGAUGGAUCAUUGCCAUCGUGUCCUGCACCCUGCCCAUGUGGCGAGUAACGGCCUUCAUCGGCAGCAACAUCGUCACGGCUCAGAUCAUCUGGGAGGGUCUGUGGAUGACCUGUGUGGUCCAGAGCACAGGCCAGAUGCAGUGUAAGGUCUAUGACUCCAUGCUGGCUCUCUCCCGGGACCUUCAGGCUGCCAGGGCUCUCACGGUCAUCUCCAUCCUCCUGGCCAUCCUGGCUGUGCUCAUCGCCAUCGCCGGCGCCAAGUGCACCAACUGCAUCGAGGACAAGGCAUCCAAAGCUAAAGUCAUGAUAAUCUCUGGGGUGUUCUUCAUCGUGUCAGGAGUCAUGCAGCUGAUCCCAGUGUCCUGGUCGGCCAACACUAUCAUCAGGGACUUUUACAACCCGCUGCUGACUGAUGCACAGCGCAGAGAGCUAGGGGCAGCGCUCUACAUUGGCUGGGGGGCCUCAGCCCUCAUGAUCCUCGGGGGAAGCCUCCUCUGCUACUCCUGUCCCCCUAUGAAGUACAAGCCCUCACAGAUGGCAUACUCUGCCCCAGGCUCUGCCCCAGGUGGGCCUGGGUUCCAGAGAAAAGACUAUGUGUGAUGGGACAAUGGAUGGGACAAGGACUAUUUAUGUAACAACCAAAAACGUUAUUCUACACCUGUUUCUAAUGGUGUGUCUAAGAAAGGGCUUCAUGAAUGAAGGAGACUCCGUGAUGAAGGGAUGUGUUUUAUCAUUGUUUUGUUGGAUUUGUCUAUGUGUGUACAGUAUUUGUCUCUGUAGUAUCUCUUCUGAAAGGAAAGCAUAGAAGUUCUGGCUGUGUAAGAAAACAUUUGAGAAAGAUCAUGUACUUUCCAUUUGGGUUUAGUGAGAACAAAGGAAAUUAAGAAUAAGAUCAGGAGUUAUUAAAUGUUUUAAUUAUUAAAAAGUUUUAAGUGUUGAAUUAUUGGUGAGCUAUGCAUAUUCAUUGAAACUAUAUCAAGCUCAUUUAAAAACAUUCACAAGCCUCAUAUAAUCAUUUACAUAAUGUUUGUACUUUAAUGAAUAUUCGUCUCUAAGAUGUUAGUCAUUGAGUCCAUUUAUAUAUUAAAUCACUAACAUUGAAUUAUUUUCCUAGCUUCAGUUAACUAUGCUACAUCAAAUACUACCUUGUAGAAUAUUCAUUCAUUAUCUUCUCAUUGACAUUUCUCUAUGUUAUUGGCUCAUAUAAAUGAGGCACUGCUUUGGCUUCAGAAACUAAGGAACACAGUUAAAAAGACAACAUUUGACUGAUGCUUUCACAAAAAGAUAGAGGUGGAAAGGGUUUUCUUUUACUGCAAGAAUACAGUAGAGUGUACAAAAUCAGUAUGUACACAGCAGCUAAUUGGGAUCCAAAUAAAAUACUAAAUACUACUAACAUACAGAGUACUGUAUCUGUACUGAAUUCUGUCACCUGAACUCCCGACAGAUGACAGAUGUAUUAAACAGAGUGUGGCUAGCAGUGCACAGAGGGAAUGGGGAACAGUUUGGGAGCAGACAAACUGAAGGCCUCAGUGUUUUGGGGCAAGGAGGAGUAAUGGGGGCAUUGUGCACCUGUGUCCAUACAGAACAGUGCUAAUGUGUGUGUUAGUCCUGCAGUGUUAACUGCACAUCACCUGCUUUUUAGUAAAGGUAGUUGUUGUUUUGUUAAGGUUGGCAUCUCUACUGAUUUUUUCGUUCUGCCCUUGAACAGGCAGUUAACCCACUGUUCCUAAGCCGUCAUUGAAAAUAAGAAUUUGUUCUUAACUGACUUUCCUAGUUAAAUAAAGGUAAAAUAAAGUUUUAAAAAAUUAAAAAAUUCAGAAAGCA